AUGCAGUUCAAAAGCACCCUCUUCGCCAUCGGCCUCCUCGUCAGUGCCUGCACAGCUACUGCCAUCCCCGAAGCUCAGCACAAGGGUCCUGCGCCUGACCUGUCCAAGCGUGCUUGUAACGAAGAUGGAUACUCCAAGUGUACUCGAGCGUGCCCUGGCUCUGGUGGUGCCGCUCUUGGAUGCUGGGCUGAGACCGAAGACCGUCCGCCUAUCCACCCAGCGUUCAAUAUUGUUACAAUGACCGGCAUCGGUCCCUGGUCGCGUGAAGCUUUAGAAAUGCUCAAGUACUGUGAUCGGUCUCUCAGUACCACCGAAGGAGCCGUUGCAGCGUGGUUUGAAACAGGAGCAGCAGCGCAAUUGGACAAAUGGGUCUUAGAAAACGGCUCUGUCAAUUGGUUGUCAGAACUCGUGAGAAAGGUAAACAGAGGCGCGGGAACUGCUCGCGUUGAUGGGUGCCCUUAUCGUGAAAAUGAUAACUGCAACCCAGACUUUGGGAAGAAUUGCUUCGAUUACUUUGAGGAAUCUGCAAGUGAUUCUUCUGAAGUUGAUAUGCGCAAACGCGCGGCUUGGUGGAUCUUCCAAGGUGUUAUCAAGGUCAAAUCGAAAUUCAGUGCCUUGUACACUCUUCUCAUCGAAGAGGGUGUCACAAAGAGCUUGACUGUCAACGAUAUAGUCAAAGAUCUUGGUGCCACCCCAGACACAGGUGAGGAUGUGGGGAAAUGGCUCAGUCUUGCCUUUGGUAUAGCCAGCAGCCUCGCUGGUCCCGCCAGUGCUCCUCUGAGUAUUGGCUUCGGAAUACUCGGUGACGCACUUGGUGCGGUUGAAUACGACAAAGUCGAUGUGAAAGACACCGUGGAAGCUACAAUGGAAGCCUGGCUUAAAGCAUCGUUCCUCAAAAUUGAAGAUCAGCUUAAACUGGCUUUUGGCGCUGUAAAGAGCAAAGAUCAGUAUAGUAAGCUGGAUAAGAUCAUUCGCUUUCCGAGCAUUAUCGGCAAUAUCGGCUUCAAGGGCCCCGUUACUGAGAUCGGCAGAUUCUUCGCUCAGGCUCCAUGGCUUCUCGAUUACAGCGCGACAAGGGAUGAGACAAUCGAACAUUUCAAAACGACCAUGCACACCAAACUAGCUCACGAAGCUAUCAGGGCUGCUGGAUGGAAACUCACCGUCUCCCUUCAUAGGACAGACAACAAAAAGAGAUGCAGCCAUACAGCAGGUGACCAGUGGAUUGAGGUCGACGGGAAACACUAUUGUGCUUACUUGACGGGCAAGUCGAGAGGUGAUAAGCCUUCAGAGAAGUACUACAACGAAAUGAUGCCCAAACACGGUCUUGGUUUACGCGCGCCUUAUUAUGAGAACAUCUUGGAGUGUGGUUUAAAGAGAGGUAACAUCUCGGAUGCUGACGUUGGGAAACUGGUUGGUGGAAAACCUUCGUGCUGGUUUCAAAUGGACUUGGCGUAUACUGGGGUUUGUGAUUGGAAAUUGAAAGGCGAUGUUGUAGAAUGUAUCAAGAGCGUCAAGUAUGAUGAUUAG
Fusarium poae is the source of this 1527-nucleotide messenger RNA. RefSeq lists its product as uncharacterized. The record is from RefSeq and is a predicted model, not a curated record. Lineage: Eukaryota; Fungi; Ascomycota; Sordariomycetes; Hypocreales; Nectriaceae. Bases 1 to 1527 code for a protein of 508 amino acids. The transcript is spliced from 6 exons.